Messenger RNA from Periconia digitata, 594 nucleotides. NCBI's taxonomy places the organism in Eukaryota, Fungi, Ascomycota, Dothideomycetes, Pleosporales, Periconiaceae. The record is from the annotation of a GenBank genome assembly.
CCCACGAUGUCUGUCCCCGACGACGAUUUCGAUCCCGAGUACGAUACUGUCGAGGAAGAUUUUCACGUCACUCCUCUUAUUUCGCUGCCUGCACUAUCGCCCACGCCGGCCGUGUACCCUGGAUGUUGUGUUGCGCUGAGUCCUCUUCUGCUUUCCAACCUGAGUACCAUUCUGCCCUCAUCUUCAAGCUUGAUCCUGUCUAUAGGCAGUGGUACUGGAUUUCUGGAAGCUCUCCUCCGCUCCGAGCCACAUGAUAUCAAUAUCAUCGGUGUCGAAGUGCACCCCAGUAUCAAUCGGUACCUUCAAACAAACCACCACCGGGUUGUGGCGGGCAGCUACUCCCUUGAGCCCCUUGCCAUCGAAGCAGAAACAUGGUUGUUCAUCUACCCGAGACGCGUAGGGCUUGUUCAGUCUUAUAUAUCUACGUAUGGCCAAGGUGUCAUAAAUCAGAUAGUGUGGAUUGGCCCAACGGCUGAUUGGGAAGACUACAAACAAUGCUUUGAAGUGCAUUGGGACUUGAAAGUUCAAAGCGCAGGUGAGCUAGGUGGAAGAGGCUGGGAGCUUGUUGCAGUUGCCUCCAAGAAGCCGGCUUAA